AUGUUCCUACACGUAAUUGUUUUGGAUGCCAUCCUGCUGCUGGCGAUCGUUAGCCAUUCGAGUGGAGGGACCUACGAACUUUUGGUGGCCGAUGAGAAACUCUUCAGUGAUUGCCCGAAUCAGGCAGUAGGCACUCUCAAUCAGCAUGGCAUGUUCGACUUAUCAGACUUGAAUAGAAGCAUGAAUGCGGACGGUGUAAACAUCGCAGGAAGCCUCACGUGCGCGUGGGAUGUUCAACCCGAAGAUCGUGUGGAGAUGUCCAUUACCCUUCUCUAUUUCGACAGAGGCAACUGGCAGUCCACCGUCUUCUCCUUGGUGUCGAAGGACUUUUGCAAGAGCAUGUACGACGAGAAGCAGUAUUGGUACAAGUUCUGGACCCAACACGUUACGAAUUCCGCAGAUGUAAAGGAUAAAUGUGUCCUUUACCCUGGUACGAAAUUACAGCUGGAGCCGUUUAUGCUGUCCUUGAGGGCCUCCACCUCGGGACCAUUCCGGAAUGGACGCUACAAGGCCCGGAUCCGCUUCAUUGCUUUCGAUCAGAGCGGGGCCAGUCGCCAACCGAACAUCUGCUUCGAGAUUAUGGGCGACAUUUACAAAGUUUGAGU
Drosophila persimilis is the source of this 605-nucleotide messenger RNA. RefSeq lists its product as uncharacterized. The coding region runs from base 1 to 603 and encodes 200 amino acids. The transcript has 3 exons. NCBI's taxonomy places the organism in Eukaryota, Metazoa, Arthropoda, Insecta, Diptera, Drosophilidae. The record is from RefSeq and is a predicted model, not a curated record.